Molecule: messenger RNA, 4520 nt
Organism: Hemiscyllium ocellatum (epaulette shark)
Lineage: Eukaryota; Metazoa; Chordata; Chondrichthyes; Orectolobiformes; Hemiscylliidae
Gene: paplna
Product: papilin a, proteoglycan-like sulfated glycoprotein
Exons: 27
Coding region: 93-3887 (1264 amino acids)
Biological process (GO): extracellular matrix organization
Cellular component (GO): extracellular matrix
Molecular function (GO): serine-type endopeptidase inhibitor activity; metalloendopeptidase activity
Source: RefSeq, a predicted model, not a curated record
GCAGUCCCACACAGUGGUGUCUGAGUGAGAGUCAGAAACCUGACAGGGUCCUGCUCAUGCCCCAGCAAGCAGUGCUUACCUAGCUCUGAGAGAUGAUGAAACUUUGCCUGUCUCUGGUUACUGUGCAGGCAUUGGGAUUAAUCUCUAUCUCCUAUGCUUUAAGGAAGAGACGUCAGUCUGAUUACUGGGGACCCUGGGGAGAGUGGGGAGAGUGCAGCCGGACGUGUGGGAUCGGAGUGACAUUCCGAGAUCGUCACUGUUAUUCUUAUCGGAGGGACGGAGGAAGCAGUUGCAUCGGCCCUUUCCGAAGUUACCGUUCUUGCAACAUUCAGGAUUGUCCAGAGGGUUUGAGAGAUUUCCGGGAGGAGCAGUGUUCUGCCUUUGAUGGAACAGAUUUCCAGGGGAAGCGAUACAAAUGGCUGCCAUACUACGGAGCUGCCAAUAAGUGUGAGCUGAACUGCAUCCCCCAGGGUGAAAACUUUUAUUACCGACACAAGGAGGCGGUGAAGGAUGGGACGUUAUGUGAACCAGGAAGUCGUAACAUCUGUGUUGACGGUGUCUGCAAGACGGUUGGUUGUGACAAUAUGCUGGAAUCAUCACAAGUUGAAGACAAAUGCCUGCAAUGUGGGGGAGAUGGCAGCAGCUGCUACGCAGUCAGGGGGACGUUUACUGCUGCUGACUUGCCUAUAGGUUACAACCAGAUCCACGUCAUUCCCAUUGGGGCUACAAGUAUUCAUAUCCAAGAAGCAGUGCCCACAAGGAACUUCCUCGCAGUCAAGAAUGUGAGAGGCGAAUACUACCUGAACGGUCAUUGGACGAUCGACUACAGCCGGGCCCUGUACAUCGCCAACACGGUCAUCCACUAUGAGAGGGGAACAGAAGGGGACCUGGCCUCAGAGGUCAUCCAUGGCCGAGGACCCACUUCGGAACCCUUGAUACUGGAGAUUAUUAGCCAGGAGCCUAACCAAGGGAUAGAAUAUGAAUAUUAUCUCUCACGAUACCACAAGCAGCCUGAAGGUUACUUCUGGAGUGUUGGCUCAUGGAGUCUGUGCAGCAAGGAAUGUGGAGGAGGCUACCAGACCCGGCUGGUGUUCUGCACCAUUGACAACGAGGCCUACCCGGACUAUCUGUGCAGGGACCAGGUCCGGCCCAGAUCCAACAAAACCUGCAACGCCCAGAGGUGUCCACGGACCAAACAGCUUUCAUUCAUACCCCAACCAAGUGUCUGGACCUCAAGCCAGUGCCUGACGCCGAGAGUUUACAGUUGGAAGACGACAGAGUGGAGUACGUGCUCGGUGACGUGUGGGAGAGGACAGCAGACCAGGUCUGUGUACUGCACCUUGUCGGAGCCAGGUCAAGUGGAGGUGGUUCGGGAUGACUCAGAGUGUGCUGCAGUGACAGCGAAGCCCCUCACACACCAGGCCUGCAACCUACUACAGUGUGCCAGCUGGCAGACCACUGGCUGGACUGAGUGUUCGGUAUCGUGUGGUGAGGGUGUCCAGACGAGGUCAGUCUCCUGCGUGCUGGAGUCGGGAGGCCAGCUUCCAGAUUUUGUCUGCUCAGCUCAGACCAAGCCGCCCGCAGUCCGUGUUUGUCUGCUCAAUCCCUGCACAGACAACUUCUCCUGGUACAUCGGGGCAUGGAGCGCAUGUUCAGUCACGUGCGGAGAGGGCAUACAGAACAGGCCGGUGUCCUGUAUGUCCCACUCAGGUGGGAAAGUGCCGGAUUUUGCAUGCUCUGCUCAGGUGAAGCCCUCAUCCACCCAGUCCUGUGUCUCCAAUGACUGCAGCGAGUUCUUCUCCUGGCAUGUGGGUGCCUGGGGUCUGUGCUCCAAGAGCUGUCAGACAGGAAAGCGGAGACGCCAGGUCAUCUGCUAUGACCAGGAUCGCAAACAUCAGGACCCGGAGAAAUGUGACCCGCGUGCCUAUCCCAGGGAAUUUGAGGAUUGUAACAGCCAGCCUUGCUUCCUGCCUCAAAAGGUGCCCAGCUUUCCAGAUCCAACAGGAUUUAACCCGGACGAGGACUUGUCGGCAUUCCCGAACGCUGGACCUCCUCUGUUUCCUGGAGCCCAUUCUCCGGACUACCUGCCAGAUGGUGGGGAAACCAACCUCCUUCCUGUGCCCCCGGGACCCAGCGGGUGGGAUCUGCCCCAGCUGUACCCGCCAACCUCGGAUUCAGACCCUCCAGGGACCGGCUUCAUCCCUGACCCCUCGAGGACAUGGCUGCCCCUAAUGGGUCCAGACAGUCGGGACUGUCACACCGAACCGUACGGCUGCUGUCCAGAUGGAUACGCCACAGCCACUGGACCAGGGGGACAGGGCUGCCCCACCAUCCCCUGCUACAAGAGCAGGUAUGGCUGCUGCCCUGAUGGAGUGACAUCAGCGAGGGCGUAUGGCCAGGCUGGUUGCCCGACAUUUCCGACCGACAGUUCUCAUAACGAUGACCAGCAGCUUUUUGAGUCACAGGUCACUGUUCGAGACAAUCCAUCGGGUGAAUGUCGGAGCUCCAUGUUUGGUUGUUGUCACGAUGAAUUGACCCCUGCCUUAGGCCCGAGUGGAGAAGGUUGUAGGAGUGGUCCCAGACACCUUUAUCCAGGUCCAUGCUUGCUGCUGAGCGCCGAGGGGCCCUGCUCUGACUGGACAGUCCGAUGGUUCUUCAUCCCAGACGCAGGCCUCUGUAACCGCUUCUGGUAUGGGGGCUGCCAUGGCAACCUGAACAACUUUGAGACAGAGGAGGAGUGUGAGCGUCGUUGUAGGCGGUCGGGUGGCAUGAACAGGCCUGAUGAAAGGACUCCCUGGUGGUCCCCGCACCCAGGACGACAGUCUGAAUCCUCCCUGCCUCCUACAAGGGCUCCAAACAGAGGCUCAGUCCAACUGCAGCCAGAGCGUCCCAUUUACAGGUUAAAUAUCGAAAGGUCAGAUCCUUCUUCAGUGAGUGCCCGGCCAGGACAAACUGUGAGGUUACUGUGCAGGGUGGAUGCAUUCCCAACUCCUCGUAUUGAGUGGUACAAAGAUGGAAGACUGCUAUUUUCAGUAAGACACAGACAGCAGCCUGAUGGAUCAUUGCAAAUCAGCUGGGUCCGGGAACAAGAUGCUGGAUUGUACACGUGUCGAGCAUCAAAUGCUCAUGGUCAGGCGUCCCGCCCGGUUCAGCUGAACAUUCAAGCUGCUGCUCACAUCCGGCCUAGCGUGUCUGUGAUCGAAGCCCAGGUUGGUUUCUCAGCCCAGUUACCGUGUCUGGCUGAAGGAUGGCCAAGAUCCCAGAGGUUCUGGGAGAGAGAUGGUACCCACAUUGGACCGGAGGCACAGCCCCGGCUCACUCAGCUGGAUGACCAGUCUUUACGCUUUACCUCAGUAACACCCAGCGACGCAGGGGAAUACGUCUGUGUCGCCCACAAUACCGCGGGACAGCUGCAAAGGAUGGUGGUGGAACUUAAGGUCAAAGGAGAACUGAAGAUCACAGGACCACCUCAGGAUCUGCGUGUGGCCUUAAGGGGAACAGCAGAGUUCCCAUGUGUGGUAGCUCCUUCCAAUGCUAAUGUACAGUGGACAAGGAAUGGAAUCCCUCUCCGAACAGAUGGGGAGCGUAUGUACAUUUCCCCAGAUGGUACUUUGACUUUGCACAACGUCCAGUUGGAAGAUUCUGGGACUUACACCUGUAACGUGUACAGCGGCUCUCACUCAGUCAGUGCCAGUGCUGAAUUGACCGUGACAUCUCCGGAACCAGAGGUGCACCUGACAGACCAUGAGUCGCAGUGUGUGGAUCAGCCAGAACUGGCUAAUUGUGAUCUGAUAGUACAGGCCAAUCUCUGUUCCAAUCAGUACUAUUCCAGCUUCUGCUGUUCGAGCUGCUCAAAGCCACGGUCGGAGGACCAGACACAGGGCUAAUGGUGGUGCGCACGGGGAGCAGUGGGUCUCAGGUCCAUUUUAUUGGCAGUAGUAUGUAAAGUUGUACUGGAGGAUAUGGAGAAUGCUACCCGACUGAUGUUUGCAAAUUCAGUUCCAGAGAAAAUGACCAGCGUAUCUCUGACUAUACAAGCAAUCAAUCUCACCCUUUUAUUAUCCAAAGCUGUACUCUUUUAAACUAUUGAUAUGUAUAAUAGUUUUAGAAUGACAAGUUAUUGAACAUUCAUAUGAAAACUGUUAAUAUAGAAAAUAUGAUUUUCAAAGAUUCUGAAUAUUGUGAUUUCCAAAGGUGCGUUGUAAGAUGUAUCUGCAUUCAGAUUUUAUUUUUAUGUUCAAAGGCUGGUACUUUUAAAAGCUAAAUAACAGCAUGUUGGAUAAACUUAGUCAAUAAUCAGAUAUAUUUCCAGCUGACCCUAUGUUUAAUGCACUGUCACUCUUUUGAACAGGUGCCAAGUUCUGUACAUAAUAUGAAUACUCAAAUCCACCUACUUUCCCUUUAACCAGAAUCAAAUUUUUCUAUGAAGAUGAUUAUUGGUGUAAAAAAUGUAUAUUGUGCGUUUAUUAAUACAUUUCUGCAAAUAGCAUGUGUCAAUAAAUUAAAUAAUGUGUAUUGAA